AUGGCAGGUCGGGCCGCGCUGCGCCGCCUCCGCUCACCGCGGCUCCAACUCGCCUCCACAUUCUCCUACCACAGCGCCGCCGCCACCGACGCGUUCAUCCAUGUCCAGGACCCGAACCGCCGCAUCGCGGAGCUGGCCGCCGCGGGGCGCGUCCCCGACGCCCGCAGGCUGUUCGACCGGACGCCGGACCGGGACGUGGUGUCCUGGACGGCGAUGGUCGCGGCGUACGCGCGCCAGGGCCAGCUCCGCGAGGCCAGCGCGCUGUUCCACCGCCCCGACGCGCGCCAGAACGUGGUCACCUGGACGGCGCUCCUCUCCGGCUACGCGCGGGCGCGCCGCGUCGACGAGGCCAGGGCGCUGUUCGACCGGAUGCCCGAGAGGAACGUCGUGUCGUGGAACACGAUGCUGGAGGCCUACGCCUCCGCCGGCCGCACGGGGGCCGCGCGCGCGCUGUUCGACAGCAUGCCCGUGAGGGACGCCGGCUCCUGGAACAUCCUUCUGGCCGCGCUGGUGCGGUCUGGGACCAUGGACGAGGCACGGAAGCUGUUUGAGAGAAUGCCCGAGAGGAAUGUGAUGUCGUGGACGACGAUGGUCGCCGGCCUUGCACGGAGCGGAAGCGUGGAUGAGGCUCGAGCGCUGUUUGAUGGCAUGCCGGAGAGGAAUGUCGUUUCCUGGAAUGCCAUGAUCUCCGGAUACGCCCGGAACCUCAGGAUUGACGAAGCUCUUGAUUUAUUCAUGAAUAUGCCCGAGAGGGACGUGGCUUCUUGGAACAUUAUGAUCACCGGUUUUAUCCAGAACAAAGAUUUGAAGAAGGCACAAGAACUCUUUGACGAGAUGCCUAAACGGAAUGUAGUCAGCUGGACUACUAUGAUGAAUGGUUGCUUGCAAGGUAAUGAGAGUGAAAUGGCACUGCAGGUAUUUAACGGUAUGCUCGUUGAUGGGAUCAGACCAAAUCAGGUGACGUUUUUGGGUGCGGUUGAUGCGUGCAGCAAUCUUGCCGGACUCAGUGAAGGGCAGCAGGUGCAUCAGAUGAUAUGCAAAACACCAUUUCAGUUUGAUAAUUUUAUCGAGUCCAGCCUCAUGAAUUUAUAUGCCAAAUGUGGCGAAAUUAGGUUGGCAAGGAAGGUGUUUGAUCUCUCAGGGGAGAAGGACGUAAUAUCUUGGAAUGGCAUUAUUGCAGCAUAUGCACAUCAUGGGGCUGGUGUAGAAGCUAUAGCUUUGUAUGAAAAGAUGCAAGAAAAUGGGUAUAAGCCUAAUGAUGUCACAUACGUGGGACUGCUCUCAGCAUGUAGCCACUCUGGUUUGGUCGACGAAGGGCUUAGGAUAUUUGAAUACAUGGCAAAGGAUACGUCCAUUGCAGUGCGGGAUGAGCACUACACUUGCUUGAUUGAUCUCUGUAGCCGAGCCGGACGACUUGAUGAUGCCAAAAGAUUAAUCAACGGUCUUAAACUUAAGCCUACAUCAAGUACUGUAUGGAGUGCCCUUCUAGGUGGGUGUAACGCACAUGGAAAUGAAAGUAUCGGUGAUUUGGCAGCAAGAAAUCUCUUAGAAGCAGAACCUGAUAAUGCUGGAACUUACACCCUCUUGUCUAACAUUUAUGCUUCUGCUGGUAAGUGGAAAGAAGCAGCAAAGAUUCGAUCUAAGAUGAAUGAUAGAGGACUAAAGAAGCAGCCAGGAUGUAGUUGGGUUGAGCUGGCAAAUAAGGUACAUGUAUUUGUAGCACGUGACAAGUCCCACAGCGAGUCUGAGUUGAUUUAUAGUCUGCUGCAAGAUAUUCAUCACAUGAUGAGGAUGGCUGGCAGUGAUCCCAGGGACCAGAUGCUGCUUAUAGAUGAGGAUCUUGUGGAUCUUCAAGUAUAAUUUGAAAUAUACGAAAGUAAAGUUCCAGGAUUUCGUCAGAGGGAAGCAUUUUGCACCAUUAUAUUUGACAAUUGGCCUACAUUAUAGAGUUUUGACCUAUGGUGUUAGCUUAGAUAUGAGUACCCCAGGCUAAGUUGGCCCCCAUCUUCGGAGCAUUAUAACUAGCAAACACCUGGUCUCUUGCCUGUUCAGAGUUCUAUGGAAUAUCAAAUAUCUUCUUGAAGCUGGGUGAUAGUCAAGGACCUUGGAGAAGUCUUGACCUUUAUCUCUGGUGCUUGAAUCUUAUUUCUUCGGUUCAGUGGCCGCGGCUUUGCCAUGUUAGAGGGUGCUAUUCCAGGUUGCAGGCAAGAAUUUUGGGAUCACACCCCCAAAAGGCAGUCCUUCUGAACUCUGCAACGUAGGAGUAUGUACAAAAAAAAUUCCUUGUGGACUGGAGCAGUGGCUCAGAAGGUGCCCCUUGUGUUGGGAAUGGGAGGAAUCAGGAACGGACAGCGUAGACUGUCUAUGACACCCGGACAGUGCUGCAAGACUUGCUCGGUGCGCAGUUGAGGCGAUGCAUCGUGCAUUGUAAACUGUAAUACGCUGUCUUUUCUUCUAGCAAGUCCACUGUAAUAGCUGUCAGAUGAAAUAAUCUGAAAAAACUGGUGUGGCCAAAAACAGUUAUGCAGACUUGGUUGCACCAGAUAUGCACACUAAUUUUGGCACCUAUGUGCAGAUUCUUGGGAUGGGUUUUUUUCUUUUGAAAGAAAAUUGCCGGGACAAGCUGUAAGCAUCUUCUG
Molecule: messenger RNA, 2639 nt
Organism: Triticum dicoccoides
Lineage: Eukaryota; Viridiplantae; Streptophyta; Magnoliopsida; Poales; Poaceae
Product: pentatricopeptide repeat-containing protein At2g35030, mitochondrial-like
Exons: 2
Coding region: 1-1860 (619 amino acids)
Biological process (GO): RNA modification
Molecular function (GO): protein binding; RNA binding
Source: RefSeq, a predicted model, not a curated record